AUGCUGGAUAAGAGAGGAAAACUUAACAUUGGUGUUGACACCAUUCAGCAUGGGGUAGAAGGACUAACGUUUCUUCUUACUGAAAGCUCCAAGCUUAUGAUUUCUGAGAUAGACUUCCAAGAUUCCAUUGAUGUUCUGGGAUUCUCAGAUGAAUUGAACAAAUUAUUGCUCCAGCUGUACCUUGAUAACAGGAAGGAGAUCAGAAGCAUUCUUAGUGAGCUGGCACCAAAGCUUCCCAGCUAUCACAGUCUUGAAUGGAGACUGGAUGUGCAGCUUGCAAGCAGAAGUUUGAGACAACAGAUUAAGCCUGCUGUGACUCUAAAGCUACAUCUCAAUCAGAAUGAAGAUCAAACUGCCCAGGUGUUGCAAACCGACCCUUCUACCCUCCUCCACCUAAUUCAGCAACUGGAACAAGCGUUGGGGGAAAUGAAAACAAACCAUUGCAGGAGAAUAGUGCGCAACAUGAAAUAG
Messenger RNA from Nipponia nippon (crested ibis), 471 nucleotides. The record is from RefSeq and is a predicted model, not a curated record. Lineage: Eukaryota; Metazoa; Chordata; Aves; Pelecaniformes; Threskiornithidae.